AUGAAUUGGGAAAGGAAUAAAAAAAUCCGUCAGUGGCUGGGCGCCGACGAGGAGCGCCCCCUGCUGGCAGGAAAGCUCGUGCGAGUCGUGCUGACGUGUGACUACGGAAUCACGGUGCAGAAGUGCGUCGGAUUCAGGGUGGUUGGCAAGCCAGCAUCUCCGGCCGUCGCCGAGGCUCGCUACACUCUCGCCAGCGUCGAACCCGACCGCCAUGUUCUCAUCAUCGGUCUCAUCUCCGGCCUCCUAUUCGGCGCCGUCCUCAUCGCUGCCGCCAUCUUUGUCUUCGUCAGGUGUCGCCACUGGCGGCGGCGGCGCGACGCCGUGGAUGCCCUCGUCUCGUCCAAGUCUAAUGGUUCCAUCGGCUCCAUAGAGACAGAGAUCAGCCGGAGAGCAGCCUGGGACGGUCACACUACGCUCAACGGGAGCGUUGGUUCGAUGCGGAUGGAGAAUGAGAUGAAUGGAGUGAGCCAGGCGUUUUCUGACGUCAUCGAAGCUGACGUAGAUCCAUGCAAGCAUGGCGAGCAGUGCGACUGUAGCAACCCCGAUGGCGGCAAGCUGUCGUCGCGCGGUGCCCGUAAGCGGCUCUACUUCAGCCCUGCCUACUUUGAGAAGGAAUUCAUGCAGAAUCCGCCGCCGAAAGCCACCGAAUUUCUCGCGGAACUUCGCUACAUGGUGGCGCUAGCGAAGGCGCGCAUUAAGCAGCGGCAGUACUACCCGACACUGCGGCCAAUCAGGGAGCUAGACGAGAUGGCCAAUGAGAUGGAGGGCUUCACGGGAGAUGAGAUGCUGGCGUCGUUAGAGGAGGAGGAUGCUGAGAGCAGUGUGCGAUCCGACGCCUCGACGACCGACAACGAGCGGGUGGACGCCAACAGUACAGGUAAGGACUCGGGCAGCGACUCGGCGACGAGCAGCGACGACUCAUACUACAACUCUCUCAAGCGCUUCAAGCUGCUCCAGCGCAGCGCCAGCGAUUCCGACACCGCCCUCAAGGCGGCGCUGCUGCUGCGGCAACGCGUCAUCGACGAUCGCGCCAACGAUCGGCCGUCCAAGGCCAACAGCUGGAUGUCGCACUCGUCCGUCGCCGUGACGAUCGAAAACGUAGAUAAGAUGGCGACGGCGGCGCGCGGGGAACGGUUCGGUGGCGGACGCCGCAGCGCGAGCAGCCCCGCGCUGUUCGCAUGCAAGAACAACCUGAACGACGUGAACAACCUGAACGACGUGAACAACCUGAACGACGUGAACAACCUGAACGACGUGAACAACCUGAACGACGCGAACAACCUGAACAACUUGAACGACGCGAACAACGCGCAGAGGAAGGGCGUGACGUUCCGCGGCGACGCAGAGACGAAUCGCGGCACCGGCGAGUACGGUCGCCACGGCAACGCCGUCGCCGCCCCGCAUCCCGCGUCCUCGCCGCAUCCCGGCUCCGGCCGCCGCCUCGCCCUCGCGGACGGUGGCGCCCCCGCACGGGAGGGGCCGUCGCCGCGGAAACCGCCGCGCGCCGCCGCAAAGUCGGCGUUGCAGAUCAUCGCCGAGUCGAUCGUCGGACGGCGGCUGCUGGCGCCCCCUGGCGGCGGAGGCGGCGACGCGUUGAGCGACACAUCGUCGGAUUGUAGCACGCUGCCACUACGGCGCAUGACCCACAAGGAGCGAGGCGAGCUGACCGUGUUUGACCACACGGUGGCGCUGUAG
Molecule: messenger RNA, 1695 nt
Organism: Priapulus caudatus
Lineage: Eukaryota; Metazoa; Priapulida; Priapulimorpha; Priapulimorphida; Priapulidae
Exons: 8
Coding region: 1-1695 (564 amino acids)
Biological process (GO): imaginal disc-derived wing hair organization
Cellular component (GO): cell cortex
Source: RefSeq, a predicted model, not a curated record